Messenger RNA from Anopheles stephensi (Asian malaria mosquito), 4871 nucleotides. RefSeq names its product alpha-(1,6)-fucosyltransferase (gene FucT6). Gene Ontology annotation, biological process: protein N-linked glycosylation. Gene Ontology annotation, cellular component: Golgi cisterna membrane. The record is from RefSeq and is a predicted model, not a curated record. The transcript is spliced from 4 exons. NCBI's taxonomy places the organism in Eukaryota, Metazoa, Arthropoda, Insecta, Diptera, Culicidae. Gene Ontology annotation, molecular function: glycoprotein 6-alpha-L-fucosyltransferase activity; protein binding. Bases 2172 to 3929 code for a protein of 585 amino acids.
AGUGCGUCGUUGGUGGGGCGUCAUUGACCCGCCGAGCUUUUUUUUUCUUUAUGUUUGUGGCGUAUGAUUAGAUAUCAGCGAUGGGGGGUGGACGAAGCGCGAAACAUGACACAUUCGCACAAACAAAUUCGCAUGUUUCGUCUUUUGUUGGCGCUGGACUGUUUUUUGCUUUGUUUUGAAUGCUACAAAACCGUUGUCUACAAUGGGGCGAUAGAAUUGCACGGUAAGGUUUAUUUGAAUGUGGUAGAAACGCAUAAACUGCAUCCCGGUGGCAUCCAUCGAGGAGUGGAAAAGCUUCUGUUUUCCUCCUACGUCACGUGUAGUGUCGAAGUCUGGUGUUAAUUGCAUCAGCAAAAAAGAGGGGGGACAGGCGAGCAAAACAAUUGAAACGGCAUGAACUAAAAGUGGUAGCCACGACACACGUACAACAAAAGCAACAUGUUUUAGACGGUGCUGUUUGCACACGACACUCUCGCGUCGCCGAAGCAAUCUCUCUCUGUCUCUCUCGCUCGCUCGUUCGCUCUGUGUGCGCCGGAAGUGCACGCGGGCUCCAACGGCCCAAUUGCUGCAAUUCCGGAACAAAUGGAGACGAUAUAAAAGUAUGCACCUUCGCAUCGAUCUCAGCAGACCGUUCCGUGGAGAGUGUUGAGCAGAGCAACCGUAUUGUUGUCACACCGGGAAAAACCAGUCCGUGAAUAGGUGUGAAUUUUUCCUUCACCGCUAAGUACACCAGUAGGCGUUGCCCGUGUGAAACUUAUCCCCGUCGAAAUGCCUUGCAAGUGCUGUGGAAAUGAUUGUAAAUGCGCCAGCGGAUGUGGCAAUGGGAAACCGUGUGCGACGGAUUGCAAGUGUGCCUGUGCUAGCGGUGGCUGCAAGGAAAAGUCCGGUGGAUGCUGUGGCAAGUAAGGUUGCUGCACCGAGCGGGUUGGUGGAAAUUAUGGGAAUCUCAGCUCGAGGCUAAGGUGUGUGUGAAGACACUGAUAAGCAACCAAUAAAUCUAUUAUUUAUUGCCGAUAAAAUCGAUACUAGCUGUUCUCUAUUAGAAUCCGGCUUUACUACCUCCAAACAACAAUUAGUAAUAUUAACUUAAGGAAUGUGAUAGAAAAAAGAUUUUCCCGAAUCAUUACAUAAAAUGCACCAUAGGCAAGAACUAACAUAGUGAAAGAGGAGCCCGCUGCGCUAUUCGCGUUGCGGCUAGCGCCUGCAACUUGAAAAAAAAAUAAGAAGAGUAGUCAACUUUCCACUGUAAACGCACUCGCUAAUCCCGUUCGUGGCGGUCUGUUUGCAAACGUCAAAUCCGUGGUCGCUGCUGCAUCGGGCUAGAAGAGGAGUGUGUUGCUGGAAAUUGGUGGCUGCGGUAAAUCGGACGUAGUACGGUAGCACGGGACACGAAAUCGUUUCCAAUUCGCACUGGCCGCACGGCAUCAGAGAGAAUUGGAUAGUUCGAUAAAAGAAAGCUUGCAAGCCGUUCGGUCUGGUCGCUCGUGUACCAUCCGAUUGCUGCUGCUGCUGCUUCAUCAUCCAAACAAAACUCUGACCGCGGGAAAGGGCUGCGGUGGAGAAGGUGGAGAAAUCCACACCGCCUGCAAAAAAUCCGCCGUGGAUAAACAAAUGGUGCACAUUAGCGUGACAAAAGGUUGCGAACGCAAACGGGUCAAUGAAUUAAAGCGCAUCUCCGGCAUCCGGUAGUGUGGUGGUGCCUGGUCAGAUUAAAGCGUAUGCUCAUCGUGGCGUGAAGACAAGUGGCUGUGCGAACGUGUGUCGUCGUGUGGUGGGAACGAGAUUAGCAAAUCGAAGCUGUCGCAGCCACAGCAAGUGAUUGUUCUAUUGGCAGCGCCUAAUAAUGCAAUUUAUUCGCCGAUUUCGGAGCUGAUGGGUUGGAAUUGGUUCCGCUGUUCCCGCGCUGGCACUUUCCUGAAUUGAGGGAAAGAAACCGAACGCGAUUAGAGCCGGGGGAAACAAGAUAGGACGAAUGGUCCACGUCACCGGUCAGUUGAUUAAAGGCAUAUUAUCUCGUGUGCAAUAACGCCCCGCCGAAACAACCGGGCCAACGGGAGCAGCAAAGCAGCGGACAAAACUCGGUCGGUCUGGUAAACAAAACGAUCAAAUGUGUGCCGUCUGAAAAAGGGGAAAAACGCGCGGCAGACAAACAUCACAUUCCACCAAUCACCAUGAUCAUCCGGCAGCUGAUGGGCCUUAAUCCGUGGGCCCGUGUGCUCGUAACGUUCCUGUUCGUGUGGGUCCUGUUUGUGCUCAUAUUCUACUCCAAACUCAAUACCUCCGCCUCGUCGUCCAGUAACGCCGCUGCCGAUGGCGAAGAUUCGCUGAAACGGCUCGAACGAGCCGUCCAGCAGCUGGAACACUCGAAGCAGAUCGAUCAGGAGCUGCGCUCGUUGGUCGACGAGUAUAUGGCCGAUGCCGGUACGUCCGCCGACCGGAAACAACACUUUAUCGACGAGCUGGGCAGCAAGCUGGAGCAGGACGGUGGUGCCGGCUGGCUCGCACUUGGACGACCCCGCAAUGGACCGUCGCUUGAGUACGAACGGCUUCGGCGGCGCGUCGAUACAAACACACAGGAGCUGUGGAACUUGGUGCAAUCCGAGGUGACAAAGGUACAGAAGCAGGCGCAGCGUUCGGCACCGGAACUGGUGAAGCCAUUGAACGCGUUCCUUUCGCUGGCGGCCGAACACAAACGCUCCCUGCUGACCGAUAUCGAUCGAAUGCGUACGGUGGACGGAUACGAAGCGUGGCGACAUCGUGAAGCGACCGAUCUGAGCGACCUUGUGCAGAAGCGACUGACGCGCUUGCAGAAUCCGGAAAAUUGUUCCACCGCCCGGAAGCUGCUUUGCCGGCUAAACAAAGGCUGCGGCUACGGCUGCCAGCUGCAUCAUGUGGUGUACUGCUUCAUCAUGGCGUACGCAACCGAGCGCACGUUAAUACUGAAAUCGAAGGGAUGGCGCUAUCACAAGGCCGGCUGGGAGGGAGUGUUUCAGCCCAUCUCUGAUACGUGCCUGGAUUCGAACGGUGCAUCCCAUGCUAGCUGGCCGGGGCAGACGAAUACACAGGUGCUAACUCUUCCGAUCAUAGAUUCGCUUAAUCCGCGCCCACCGUACCUGCCACUGGCGAUACCGGCCGAUUUGGCACCACGGUUAAUGAAACUGCACGGCGAUCCGAUCGUGUGGUGGAUUGGCCAGUUUCUCAAGUACCUGCUGAAACCGACCGGCGAAACGCAACAAAUGCUCGAGAAUGGCAUCGAGCGGUUGGGCUUCAAGAAACCAAUUGUUGGAGUGCACGUGCGGCGGACUGAUAAAGUAGGCACGGAAGCUGCGUUCCACGGUAUCGAGGAGUACAUGACGGCGGUCGACGACUACUAUGAUCAGUUCGAGCUGAGGGAAAAGGUUGACAAGCGGCGUGUGUUUGUAGCAAGCGACGAUCCGAAGGUGAUUGAAGAAACGAAAACCAAAUAUCCGCAGUACGAGGUGAUCGGCGAUCCGAAUGUGGCCAAGAUGGCGGCAGUAUCGACCCGAUACACCGAUUCCUCGCUGAACGGCAUCAUUCUCGACAUACAUCUGCUCUCGCUCAGCGAUUACCUCGUGUGCACCUUCAGCUCGCAGGUGUGCCGGGUGGCGUACGAAAUCAUGCAAAGCAUGUACCCGGACGCAUCCGGUCGGUUCCGGUCGCUGGACGACAUCUACUACUACGGCGGGCAGAAUUCGCACAAUCGCGAAGUGGUUCUGCCGCACGAUCCAAACAGCCACGACGAAAUUCAGCUGCGCGCGGGUGAUUUGGUCGGUGUUGCUGGUAACCACUGGAACGGGUACUCGAAGGGCAAGAAUUUGCGAACCAACCAGGUGGGACUGUUCCCAUCGUUCAAGGUGAACGAUAAGAUCGAAAUCGUGGAGCUGCCCACGUAUCCGGACGUGAAGUAGUAUUCCUUCCCGAGGGCCGUACGCCGCCGCUUGAUAGUGAGAGAAUUGUAACGCAUGGAUCCUAUUUGAACGCUGAAUGGUCGCGAGUUUAACAAGUGUGUGCAUGUGCAUUGUGUGGAUGUGUGGUGAUGGUUGUCGUCGCUUUCCUUCUGGGUGCGUUCGGUAUGAAAGCCGGCACCUGUGGGGGGGGAUGAUCGUACGAUCGUUGCAGGAACGAAUGUUGCUUUUUGCUGUGUGAUACUGAGAAUAUUGAUUUUUUAGACCAAUUGCCAGCCUUUACAUCCGUACAUCCCAUUUUAAUUUUAUGUGCCCGUUUUUAGUUCACCAUAGUUAACAAAUUAAGGGAUUACUUUUAUGUUAGAUGAAACAGUGUGGCGUCUGGUUAGAAAACUGUCUCAGUUGAGUAUGAUAAGAAUUUGGAAGCUUUCUUUCCGCGCGAGCGAAUGAUCGGAGGAACAAAUGUAGGAACAAACUUACUUGAUAUUAAAAAAAAAACAAGAAUUAAAGGCAUUGGCCACGCGCGCCCGCCGCCCCUCUCUGCUCAUCGUAUGCCACGCGUGUGUUUUUAUACGCUUUUGCAAGCGGAAUCAGGCUGCUCUUAGUAAACGAUAAUGGAAAUCACACGUUGCAGACGAUUGAUGAAAUUUGAUCAAUUUGAACAAAAGCGAGCUAAAUGAACAGGCAUUAGGUUUUUUUUUUUUAUAUAGCAAAGUUUCGAACAGUUAGGCAAUCGCAAAAAAUCAUAGAAAAUAGAAAAUUAUAAUGUGCUAACGCGGCGAGCGAGAAAGACAGUUCCAAGCGUUGGAAUGUUUUGCAGGGAAGAACCGCCGAAGCUGUGUUGCAACAACCUUUGCAACAAUAAGGAAACUAGAAAACAAGCCAACACACCCUCAACAUGAACACCGAAUGAAAGUAUGAUAAGCAAUGUGUCUACUUCGCAAA